UUAUCUGCUAAUGUUGUGUUAAACUAUCGUCUAAAUGCGUGUGUUUUCGAUAAAUAGUCCGAUAUGUGUUACUAUUUCGAAAUACCCGUUGUCAAGGAAGUGACUUUGAACUCUCGCGAGAUCUCAGCCGCGGCCGUUUGAAGCUGUGACCCAGAUUAAUGGCUACCAGCAGCAGCUAGCUGCGAUAGCAAGCGCUUCGUCCUGGUUGCAGAACAAUUUUUUCCCGAGACUCCAUUUGACUCGGGGAUCGACCGCUGCCCAGCGGUGACGUUUUUUAACUAUAGGACGAUGGGCAUUUUAAACGGAAGACCGAGGUGAGGUAACGUUAGAUCACGUCAUAGCCGAGGCACCGCCAACAUAUGAGAAUUCAUAUUCGCAACAGAGUCAGUUUCACAAGGGAUUAACGACAACAACGCCUACGAUGCGAUUGAAAACAUCACUACUGAAGGAACCUAAACAUAGGGAACUAGUGAGCUGCAUUGGCUGGACCACAGCUGAUGAGUUGUACUCCUGUAGUGAGGACCACCAGAUCCUCAGGUGGAACCUUCUGACCAGCGAGACCAGUCUGGUAGUCAAAGUGCCAGAGGACUUCUACCCCAUUGACGUGCACUGGUUUCCCAAGACCGUUGGUGGGAAGAAGCAGACGCCGGCUGAGAUCUUUGUACUAACCAGCACCGAUGGGAAGUUCCACCUUGUGUCCAAAACAGGGCGGAUUGAGAAGAGUAUUGAGGCUCACAAAGGAGCUGUUUUAGCAGGCAGGUGGAACCAUGACGGGACUGCUCUCAUCACGGCUGGUGAAGACGGACAGAUCAAGAACUGGUCCAAAAGUGGCAUGCUGCGUUCGACACUAGCAAACCAAGGCUCUCCUGUAUAUUCUGUGGCCUGGGGCCCAGACUCCGAGAGGAUCCUCUAUACAUCAGGUCGACACCUGGUCAUCAAACCUCUGCAACUGAGCGCUAAAGUCAUACAGUGGAAGGCGCACGAUGGGGUCAUUCUGAAGGUGGACUGGAACUCAGUCAAUGACCUCAUACUGUCAGGAGGAGAGGACUGUAAAUAUAAGGUGUGGGACAGCUUUGGCCGCCUGCUUUAUUUCUCGCUGUCACAUGACUACCCAGUCACCUCCUUGUCCUGGGCUCCAGAUGGAGAAGUGUUCGCAGUGGGCUCCUUCAACACACUGAGACUUUGUGACAAAACUGGGUGGUCCUACGCUUUGGAGAAACCAAACACGGGCAGCGUGUUCAGCCUGGCCUGGUCUGCUGAUGGCACCCAGGUGGCUGGGGCCUGCGGGAAUGGCCAUGUCAUCUUUGCCAAUGUGGUGGAGCAGCACUGGGAGUGGAACAACUUUAUGAUCACCCUUACCAAGAGGAAAACCAUGCAGGUGAGGAAUGUGAUGAAUGAUGCGGUGGACGUGUUGGAGUUCAGAGAUCGAGUCAUCAAAGCCUCGCUAGCUUUCGGGCACCUUGUAGUCGCCACAUCCCUUCAGUGCUACAUCUACAACACACGGAACUGGAACACUCCCCUCAUAUUUGACCUGAAGGAGGGAACAGUCAGUCUCAUUCUACAAGCGGAGAGACAUGCUCUUCUAGUGGACGGGGCAGGGUUGUAUAUAUUUUCCUACGAGGGUCGACUCAUCUCCUCCCCUAAAUUUCCUGGUAUGAGGGCUGAUAUCCUCAAUGCUCAGUGUGUCUCACUCAGUAACGACACCAUUGCCAUCCGUGAUAAAAGUGAUGAAAAAGUCAUCCUUCUGUUUGACGCCUUAACCGGCAAACCGCUCUGUGACGGGAAGUCUUUGACUCACAAGCUGGAAGUGGUGGAGAUAGCUCUGGAUCAGUGCGGUCCCUCCACCGAAAGGAAGAUCGCUUUGAUCGACAAAAACCGCGACCUUUACCUCACUUCUGUGCGGUACCUCGGACGUGAGCCCAAAAUCUGCAAAAUCGGUAGCAUGAUUCACAGCAUGGCCUGGAACAAUGUGGCUAACAUCCUGUGUGGGGUUCAGGACAACCAACUCACUGUGUGGUACUACCCCAGUGCUGUCUUCAUCGACAAGGAGCUGCUUCCCAAAACACUUUACAUAAAGGAUGGCAGCGAGUUCAGCCUCACACCCCACAUUCUGAGCUAUGUGGACACAAAGGUGCGGUUGCGCCAAAGAGACGGUUCCUUGCUGUACACCAGCGUGCCUCCAUACGCUGUGCUCCUACACGAAUACAGCAGCUCGGCACACUGGGAGGACGCGCUUCGCCUCUGCCGCUUUGCCAAGGAGCAGUCUUUGUGGGCAUGUCUGGCUGCCAUGGCGAUAGCCAACAAAGAGCUGACCACAGCGGAGAUGGCCUACGCUGCCAUUAGAGAGUUACCGCGAGUGCAUUACAUCAACUUCAUCAAGCAACAGCCGUCCAAGGAGUCGUCUUUGGCCCACCUGUUGCUGUUCAGUGGACAAGUCCAGGAGGCUGAGGCCACUCUGUUACAAGCUGGACUCAUCUACCAGGCCAUACAAGUCAACAUUGAUCUGUUUAACUGGGAGAGGGCGCUGGAGCUGGCAGUCAAACACAAGACCCAUGUAGACACUGUGCUCGCCUAUAGGGAGAAGUUCUUGCAGACAUUUGGCAGGAAGGAGACCAAUAAGAGGUUCCUGCAGUACACUCAAGGGGUGGAAGUGGAUUGGGAAAAAAUUCAAGCCAAGAUCGAGAUGGAGUUGUCCAAAGAGAGAGAGAAAGCUGCUAACGCGUCUGUCAGGAGCAGCUUGGCCCAGCGGCGUUAAUGUCAAGAGGACCCCUCUGAUUCCCUUGUAAAAAAGAGUAAAAGCAAGAAUCCCAUUCUUUGUGAAUGUUGGCGAACAAGAUGGUCGAGAGACCAACCACAAUGUAAAAAAACCAAAAAACUUUUGAGGUCUUCAGGAAUUAUUGCUCCAAGUCCGAACAAUAAUCUUCCGUAAACCCAUCCAUCCGUCCAUUUUCUGAGCCGCUUAUCCUCACAAGGGUCGCGGGAUUGCCGGAGCCCAUCCCAGCUAGGGGAGAACAUGCAGACACCACACAGGCGGCGCCAGGGAUUGAACCCCGGUCCUCGGAACUGUGAGGCAGAUGCUCUAACCAGUCGCACACCGUGCCGUAAGCUUCAUUUUUAAUUAAUUGUAUUCAUUAUGGCACGGUGACUGACUGGUUAGAGCGUCAGCCUCACAGUUCUGAGGACCCGGGUUAAAUCCCCGGCCCUGCCUGUGUGGAGUUUUCUCCGAGCACUCCGGUUUCCUCCCACAUCCCAAAAACAUGCAUUAAUUGGAGACUCUAAAUUGCCCUUAGGCGUGACUGUGAGUGCGAAUGGUUGUUUGUUUCUAUGUGCCCUGCGAUUGGCUGGCUACCAGUCCAGGGUGUACCCCGCCUCCUGCCCGAUGACAGCUGGGAUAGGCUCCAGCACGCCCGCGACCCUAGUGAGGAAAAGCGGCUCAGAAAAUGGAUGGAUGGAUGGAUGGAUGUAUUCAUUAUAAGGCCCUGGCAACACGAGAACAAUUGCACAUUUCAUUUGCACAUAGUUGUGACAUUUCUACAGCAAAAAAAAAAAAAAAAAAAAAAAACAUGUGGCCUUACUGUCAUAUCAGAGCAGAUAUUUCAGACUCAUUGUUGAUCUUUAACAGUCUGUAUAAUCUCCCUGUAAGUAGUGCUUGUGAUGUGUUUAUAGUUUAUGAUAGAUAUUUUUACAGAUUAUAUUCAAGAAACGAUACCUUCUACAAAAACAUAAAAGAAACAGUGAACAACAGAUGUGUCAGUUCUUACUAAGUUGUCCCCAUAUUAGAUGGUAUAUGCCAUCAUGUUUAAUAUACCUUCUUCCAAUUUGGGCGAAUUCCCUCAUGGGACUUCAUCAAAGUGUGUCCCCUGGAUUCCCUCAAAACGGCCGUUUCAAGCCAAAAUGGUCGAUUUA
Phycodurus eques (leafy seadragon) is the source of this 3906-nucleotide messenger RNA. RefSeq names its product intraflagellar transport 80 homolog (Chlamydomonas) (gene ift80). Gene Ontology annotation, cellular component: intraciliary transport particle B; cilium; centrosome. The record is from RefSeq and is a predicted model, not a curated record. Gene Ontology annotation, biological process: cilium assembly. The transcript has 20 exons. NCBI's taxonomy places the organism in Eukaryota, Metazoa, Chordata, Actinopteri, Syngnathiformes, Syngnathidae. Gene Ontology annotation, molecular function: protein binding. Bases 422 to 2755 code for a protein of 777 amino acids.